Molecule: messenger RNA, 1671 nt
Organism: Gallus gallus (chicken)
Lineage: Eukaryota; Metazoa; Chordata; Aves; Galliformes; Phasianidae
Gene: RAB42
Product: RAB42, member RAS oncogene family
Exons: 2
Coding region: 24-659 (211 amino acids)
Cellular component (GO): Golgi membrane
Molecular function (GO): GTP binding; GTPase activity
Source: RefSeq, a predicted model, not a curated record
GGGUGCGGGGGUGGUGGGAGCCGAUGGAGCCGCGGUGGCACUACCAGUUCCGGGUGAUCAUGCUGGGGGAUUCGACGGUGGGCAAAUCCUCCCUGCUGCGGCGUUACACAGAGGGCGUCUUCCUGGAUGCCGUCAAUCAGACGGUGGGGGUGGAUUUCUACGUCCAGUUCGUGGAGUUGGAGCCGGGGCUGCAGGUCAAGCUGCAGUUCUGGGACACGGCUGGGCAGGAGCGCUUCAGGUCCGUCACCCGCUCCUAUUACCGCAACUCCGCGGGGGCGAUGCUGCUCUUCGACCUCACCAACCGCGCGUCCUUCGAGAGCGUCCGGCGGUGGCACCGGGAGGUGACGGACACCGUGCAGCCUUUCCACGUGGUUUUCCUGCUGGUGGGACACAAAAGCGACCUGGCGGCGGAGCGGAAGGUGGGCAGGAGGGAGGCGGAGCGGUUGGCGGCGUCGUUGGGCGCUCGGUACGUUGAGACCUCAGCCAAAGACGGCAGCGACGUGGAGCGGGCGUUCCGGAUGCUGACCGCGGCCAUUUACCGGGCGCUGCAGAGCGGGCUGCUGGCACCGUGCGAGGCGUGGGAUGGGGUGAAGAGCAGCGUCCCGCUGCCAGCGCCGUGCCCGAAGGACGGCGAGAAGGGGAAGAGGUGCGCGUGCUGAGGAGGGGAUUGGAGGCGCUGGGCUGUGCCGGGGCCGAGCAGGUAGGAGGAGCGCCGAGCGGUGCCGUCAAACAGCCCCGGCUCACCCCGCCGCCUGCCCGUUUUCCUGGGAAAGGGGAGGUGCCGGGGCCCCAUUCCUCCUCCCCCCUCACAACGCGGUUCUCAGACGGCUUGCACAGCCCCUCCCUGCGCCCUCGGGUCCCAAACCCUCUUUACUACCGGGCAGGGAACUCGCUCAGCUCGGUGCCCCGCAGUACGUGGCCGCGCUUUGGGCAGGACCCUGGGAACAGACAGCAGCUCUGCGCCCCAGGAGCUGCCUCUCCCUCCCGAGCUCCAGUCAGACCGGCCUCAGCUGCAUUCACUGCACGCCCGGGGCUCUCCAGCUGGACAGAGCGCUCACGUACCAACAAAGUGGGUUUCACCCACGGGUGCUGACAGCCCUGCAGGCCCAGAGCCCCAGCAGUGAGCUCUGCAGUGAGGUGACGUCCACAACCUCCCUUUCUUCGCAGGUAGCACACAGAGCUGCCCUCUCCCUCCCCACCACAUCCCUUCUUCCCAUCCCAGGCAAACAGAACGCACUCAUUUCAUAUCCUCAGCCCCCCCAUCCCUCCCGCCUGCAUCCAAGCAGAGGCUGAACCUCAUCAGGAGGUCCUGAUGCAGUGAGCACAGGGUGGGCACGGCCCCAUCUGCAGAGCAGAGACCAUCCAACCCUCCCAACUCAGCUCCAAGUCCAGCACGGCUCUCACGCACAGCCGCCAGGCCAACCCCACUGCUGCCUCCUUCCCUUGGCUUUAGAUUAAUAAUUUCUUUAUUCAUGUAAAACAAACGCAAGUAUUUAUAUAAACACUGACAUUACAAAGUACUGGAGCGGGGAGGGGCAGGAAGGAGGAAACAAAAACCUCUACAGAUGCUUCUAAUACUGUCCCACACACACACCAUCAAAUCUCUGUCCCUCGGAUAAUCACUUAUACGAUAAACCACUUUCAAGUCACAAAUAAAAGUCUUUGCUUUGA